Radiomyces spectabilis is the source of this 2639-nucleotide messenger RNA. Its product is annotated as heme peroxidase. Gene Ontology annotation, molecular function: peroxidase activity; heme binding. The coding region runs from base 326 to 2479 and encodes 717 amino acids. The transcript has 9 exons. NCBI's taxonomy places the organism in Eukaryota, Fungi, Mucoromycota, Mucoromycetes, Mucorales, Radiomycetaceae. Gene Ontology annotation, biological process: response to oxidative stress. The record is from RefSeq and is a predicted model, not a curated record.
GCCAACAACGGCAAAUGCUUAAACAACUCUUGUAUCACAAGUGGUAGCCCGUUAUUGAAUCUGACUGCAGUGACAACAUGCUUAUUUCGUAACUGAAGCAGUCCCGGAAUGCUAAAAAAGUUUCCCCCUUUUUUUGGUCUCGCAUCGCCCUCAUGUAGGCUAUUGCAUGUAAAGCCGAGACGUGACCGAAGUUAAACUUGUACUAGAUGAGAUAAUUUCAUAGUCUUCCGUUCCUGUUAACUUUUUUCUUUCUCUCGUUCUUUCAACACUUUCACUCCCAUUUUAUUUUUUAACCAUUCUCGUCACAUCAGGACAAUUGUUUUCCAUGACCGUGCCUGAUCCAAAGGAAAGCACGGACAACCAUGGCCGAUUAAAUGCCCACAUCAAAGCGAUUGAAUCCGAAGCGGGCGAACAUGGACUUCUCAAGGCUUUGGAAUCACUGAUCAACAACAUCACCGGUAAACGCGAUAAUGAUAAAUCUGCCAAACGGAAAAAGUCGUCUCGCAAAUCCAAUGCGGGCAAAUACGUUCCGCCAUCGUAUUCCAACCAACCGACGGGACCCAGCUGGACCCAGCAUGCCUUGAUCCAGAAUUUUGAAUCCAUUUUUGGUUUGACGCCUACCAACACCCGCGCCAUCAGAGAAGCCCUAGGACUUCCUGUUUCCCAACAACUGGUCCUGGUUGGUGGUUUGAUUGAAAGGCUAUUAAGUAAGCAUGCACCAAUCAACGAUCGCAACAAUACCUUUGAGUCGGUCGUCAACAUUUUGAGCGGUUUAUCGCUGGAACAAAAAGAGCUGGUACAAGUCACUGCGCAACCGUUGUUAAAGAUAUUUCAUGUAUGUUUUUCAUCCGCAUUGGACUGUAAUUCUCAAAAGAAAAGGAGGAUUCAAAAUGUCGGCCACAAUUUCCGCACUGCUGAUGGUAGUGGAAACAGCGUUGCUUUGCCGGACGUUGGAAAAGCCGGUAGCAAUUACACACGCACGGUGACAUCGCGUGCUCCCAUGAAUGAAAACCUUCCUUCACCUGAAGUCAUUUUUGAUCGUCUGUUCAAACGGCCCAAAGAUGGCUUUACACCGCAUAAAUCCGGCGUGAACAUGUUGCUGCUCUAUUUGGCAAUCCUUAUCACCCACGACCUUUUCUACACCGAUCCCAAAGAUAUGAAGCGGAAUCUCAGCACAAGCUAUGCAGAUUUAUCGCCGCUUUACGGCUUCAAUCGCCAAAACCAAGAAUCUGUACGACAAAUGAAGAAUGGCCUUUUGAAACCAGAUCAGUUCUUUGAUAGACGCCUUGUUAUUCAACCGCCAGGUGUGGCGGCUUUGGCGGUUUUAUUCUCGCGUAAUCAUAAUUACAUUGCGAAAACAUUGUUGGAAAAGAAUGAAAAUGGACGGUUCUCGUACGGCCCUGGCAAAGCGCUAGCCACGGCGGAGGAGCAAGACGAAGAGCUGUUUCAAACCGCGCGUCUGAUCAAUAAUGGAUGCUAUGCGAAUAUCAUCGUUCAUGAUUAUCUGCGUACGAUUUUGGGCACCACUCAAGACUCUGACUUUGAAUUCAGUCCGCUUCCUGCUCCUGAAGCUCCUGUUUACGGCAAUGCAGUGUCUGUCGAGUUUAACCUUAUUUACCGCUGGCACGCGGCCAUUGGGCAAAAGGAUGAACAGUGGAUCAACGAUGUCAUGAGCCUUUUGCCGGCGGAUAUGGUCCAACACUACAAACAACAGCAAAAGGACGACAAGGAAUCGGCCCACGGCGGUAAAUCAACCACGGAACACGGCGUCUUGGAUAUGAUUUGGGAGAAAUUCAAUGAAAAAUUCGUCCAUGCAUCGCCUGAAGAGCUCGCCUUGGGAUUACCUAUUGCGGGCGGUCAUCGUGACCUUCAGACUGGAUUAUUUUCCGACCAUAAACUGACUCUGAUGCUUCGACGAGGUUACACCCAAAUUGCUUCUGAGUUAGGCAAUGGUCUGAAAAUUCCUGAAGUGCUUCGUCCGGUAGAGAUUGCAGGGAUCAACCAAGCACGCGCAUUGAGAUGCUGUUACUUUAACGAGUUCCGACGCUUCUUCAAUCUCACCGAGCUUACCACGUUUGAAGACUUUUCUGAAAUCAAAUCGGUCCAGGAAACGCUCAAGGAACUUUAUGGCACGCCAGACAAGGUCGAGCUGUAUGUUGGCCUUAUCGUCGAACGUACCAAACAGACUGGUCUUCGACUACCCUACACUAUCGGAAGAAGCAUUCUCAGCGAUGCCACCAAUCUCCUGCGCAAUGAUCGCAUUUUAACCGAAGAACUGACGCCGUCGAAUCUGACCAACUGGGGCUUCCUUUACCAGCAAGGAGAUCCCCAGAGACACAAUCGGGUGCUCCCCACAAUGAUAAAGACACUGUUACCCAACGCAAACAGUGGGCACAAACCGGCCUUUACUGAGGAAGAGCUCACCAACUUGUUCUAUGUCCCGAGUACCACCGCGUCGUCCUCAUCGAAUAGUCUCUAAUGGGAUCACAACAACACAAAAUAAUAGGAGGACGCUUUAUUUUUCUAUCGAAUAUUAAAAGCAUUUAUGUAUUUGUUUAAUCUUGCUGCUGACCUUGCAUCCAAAAACUACGUAACACUGUGGCAUUGGGGUGCUGCCUUCGGGUUGCUGAUGGAUGACU